Molecule: messenger RNA, 761 nt
Organism: Setaria italica (foxtail millet)
Lineage: Eukaryota; Viridiplantae; Streptophyta; Magnoliopsida; Poales; Poaceae
Product: late embryogenesis abundant protein Lea5-D
Exons: 2
Coding region: 110-400 (96 amino acids)
Biological process (GO): response to stress
Cellular component (GO): mitochondrion
Source: RefSeq, a predicted model, not a curated record
AGCAUCUAACCUCACGUCUCAAGCAAGUUACUACAGGAAAAGAAGACGGUUUUUAGAGAGACUUUAGAGCUUCGAAACUGUGAUUCGGUCCUGAACUCCUGCUUUUUCCAUGGAGAGAAUAGCGUCAAGCUUCGCCGCCGGCCUCCUUUUUUCGCAAAGGAGGGGGUACUCCGUGGCCGCGGCCGUGGUGAAGGGGCCCGGGCGUAAGGCCGUGGAGAAGGUGGCGAAGCGCGUCAUGGGCAAGAAGGAGGUGAACACGACGGCUGCCUCGCCGGAGAACACCCCGUGGGUGCCGGACCCCGUCACCGGUUACUACCGCCCGGCGGGCGGCACCAUGGAGGUGGACGCCGCGGAGCUGCGUGCCAUGCUGCUCCCGCAGAGGGUCGCCAUCGCCAGCUGAUCGAUCGGUCCAGAUGGCUAUGGCUUAGCUCGCUUUAGUUAGGAUCUCCAUGCGCUCGUUGAUCGCCGGGCAACGAGGCCUAGAGGUUUGGAUGGAAAGAAAUGACCUCAUUUUCAAGGGAGUCCCACCAAGCCUAAACUCAAUGAGGAUCCGAUUCAAACAAGAAUUUGCUCUAGUUAUACUUAGAGCAAAGAUGCUGCUUCAACCUUCAAUGUCUUGAUGACUAGACACUACAUUGUAACCCAGAUGAUGAUGUUUUGUUUCUUUUUCGUUUCGUAAACACUUGUUAAACUAUUAUGUACCGUUACUUCAAUAUAUUAAUAUAAUAAGUAGGGGGCAACCCCUCCUGUUUCAAAAAAAA